AACCCACAUGCUCGCCCUUCAAGCAAGCGAAGAAUCAGACCUCAAAUAAAAAUAGUAUACCUUUCUUACACUCAUGAAACACGCCGUUCCCUGUUAUCUAUCAUUCUCGUUCAAACAUAAAUACACGCUUUGUUGUAGCUCCUCUUAGUAACGAGUUUUGGCAAAAUGGGGAUGCUUAUGAGUCUCAUGGGAUCGGGAGGAGGGCUGCCAUCUUCGCAGAUGAUGAAUUUUGUGUUUGAAAGAGUGUCAAAGCAGUUCAUGGAGACAAAAAUCAACAACUUUGAGGAAUUCCAUGUUGCCACUCUUGACAUUUUCAGCGCUAUCAACUCUGCAUUGCCCGGAAAACAUUACGAUGUGCCAUCACGCGACGAAGUAAAGGCAGUUUUCGAUGUUUGGAAACAAGCCAAAGAAGAAAGAAAGAAAGAAAUUUUCCAGGGGUUUAUAAUGGAGAAAGUUAAUCUUAGCAAAGUUGAUAAGACCACCGUGAUGACAGGAAUACUGACACCUCCAGUAGCCAUGGCAGCCAAAAAAGCGGGAGAAAAAGUGCCCCAGCUGAAGAUGAUCAAGGCCGUUCCUGAUGUCCUUUUUGUGCCAUCAGCAACGGUUUUGAGUCUUAUGUCUGUUAAGAUCUCUAGAAGAAUUUUUAUGAGGAAUAUUAGAUCUUGAUAAUGGGAACUUUCUAAUAUGGUAAGUAACAAUAGUCUAUAAAAUGAGUAGCAUGGUUCAUAAAUUGUAUAACAUUGGAUAUAUUACUCAAUGUUACUUAUUUUAUGGAUAAUUUAUAAACCAUGCUACUACUCAUUUUAUGGAAUGGUCUUACCAAAUAAUUCCCCUUGAUAAUGGCCUAUAUAUCUGUAAAUGAGGAAGUUGAAUUCAUGGAGCAAGCAGAUAUUAUCAUAAAAUAAUAACGUUGCCAUGUUCAGGACAAGUUGUUAAUAAAAUUUAUUUAUAAUUUUUAA
Molecule: messenger RNA, 959 nt
Organism: Ziziphus jujuba (common jujube)
Lineage: Eukaryota; Viridiplantae; Streptophyta; Magnoliopsida; Rosales; Rhamnaceae
Exons: 4
Coding region: 166-666 (166 amino acids)
Source: RefSeq, a predicted model, not a curated record